Messenger RNA from Caenorhabditis remanei, 987 nucleotides. RefSeq lists its product as uncharacterized. The record is from RefSeq and is a predicted model, not a curated record. Lineage: Eukaryota; Metazoa; Nematoda; Chromadorea; Rhabditida; Rhabditidae. The coding region runs from base 1 to 987 and encodes 328 amino acids. The transcript is spliced from 6 exons.
AUGGACAUCUUCAAUCGCUCCGAAUACAUCUCUUACGACUUCCAGUGGACUUCGUUGACAUUUCCCAACAUAACUGUUCUAGUUGGUCCAUUUUAUCUUCUUCCUACAUUUUAUAUUGUUGGAAAAAUGGCAAAAAUUUUCUAUGAAACCGGUCGGAUGAGUUCUAUUUCCAUACAGAAACAUCUGUUUUUGGCAUUUUUAUUGAUGCAGAUUGCGAAUUUUUCCUACAUUCUCACUGACUUUUUGGUUCUUCGUAUUCCAGCUACUGGUAUUUUAACUUCAAUUUGUGCUCAGACUGAACCAAAUCAACUUCUGAAAAUCCCAUAUCUGGUUGCUUUUAUUUCCAGUUAUUUAUCCAUGUUGUUUCCAGUCAUUUUCUGUGCAAACCGUGCUAUUAUUGUGUUUUUCCCGAAGAAUCAUGAUGAGAUUUGCACUCGUUUCAUGAAAAUCUCCCUCCCAGCUACAGUAAUCCUUCCAUGUUGUUUCACAUUUUUCAUGGUUCCAGCAGUGGGUCAUUGUACUCAACUAACUGCACCAUAUCCAAUGGGUGCCGUCAUGUUCACAUUGGAUCUGAAAGUGCCAAUAAACGAGUACACUCACUUGAUCACCUCAUUUCUAUGCACGUUGUUCACUUUUACUAUCAAUGUUACAAUGUUGAUCAAAGUCAGACACAUCUUAUUCUAUAAAAAAUCUUUAAACCGAAAUGUGAACAAAAACUACAAAGCUGAGUUAUCUCUAACCAUCACUAUGAUUUCCCUAUUCGUUCCGUUUCUGAUCAACGGGAUCAUUGCCGUGCUCUCUCUUCGAAAUCCAUCUUUAAUCGGGUACAUUCUGUCGAUUCGCCCAAUCGCUAUAGACACAGCUACAGUAUUCGAGCCAUGGGCAUUCUAUCUUACUCAUCCGAUGUUUGGAAAAUACAAAAGAAAGACUACAGUAUCCAGUUCACCAAUUGCAAUGGUUGUAUCGUCAUCGAUUAUUAGCAGAUAA